Molecule: messenger RNA, 1263 nt
Organism: Parastagonospora nodorum SN15
Lineage: Eukaryota; Fungi; Ascomycota; Dothideomycetes; Pleosporales; Phaeosphaeriaceae
Exons: 3
Coding region: 1-1263 (420 amino acids)
Biological process (GO): phospholipid metabolic process
Molecular function (GO): phosphatidate phosphatase activity
Source: RefSeq, a predicted model, not a curated record
AUGGGUUUCUUCAACCGUCGCCCCGCGCCUGUUGCGGCUGAUACUACUACUUCUACUGGUACUCACCAUGAGAAGAAAGCAGGCAUCUUUGGACGCAAAGAACCCAAGAUGACGUCCCACGGUUCACCAUCGCACAACAGCAGGCCGACCUUUGGUCAGUGGAUCAAGGCUACUGCUCUCGAUAUCAUCACCAUGGCCAUCAUGGGUGCUAUCGGUCUUGGUGUCUACAUGGCGGACCCGGCGCCUAGUCGCAGCUUCCCCAUUACCUUCAGGGACGGCGAGAUUGUGUACCCAGAGUUUGCUUAUCCUCUACGCAAUGAGAUCAUUCCCAUCUGGGCAGCUGCCCUCAUGGCCUUCUUCAUCCCCUUCGCAGUCUUCCUGAUCGUCCAGAUCCGCGCCCGAAGCUUCUGGGACGUCAACAACGCCACCAUCGGUCUUCUGUACUCGCUCAUUGCCGCCGCCGUCUUCCAGGUCUUCAUCAAGUGGCUCAUUGGCGGUCUGCGUCCUCAUUUCCUUGCCGUGUGCAAGCCCGACAUCUCAGGCUACCUCAAUGUUGACGGACCAAACGACGGCAACGAGCGGGCGGGUGCUACUGGCCUGAACAUGGCCAAUGGCUACCGCCAGAUCAUGUUUGACCGCAGUGUCUGCACAGGCGACAAGAAGCAGAUCAACGACAGUCUCGAGUCAAUGCCGUCUGGUCACACCACGGCUGCUUUUGCUGGCUUCGUCUUCCUGUACCUCUACUUGAACGCCAAGCUCAAGGUCUUCUCCAACUAUCACCCAGCAAUGUGGAAGCUCAUUGCCAUCUACGCGCCGCUUCUUGGUGCUUGCCUGAUCGGCGGAGCCCUCACCAUUGACGAGUUCCACAACUGGUACGAUAUCUUCGCCGGCGCCGUAAUCGGUACCAUGAUGGCCUUUUCCUCCUACCGCAUGGUCUACGCCUCCGUCUGGGACUUCCGCUUCAACCACAUCCCUCUCCUGCGCCACGCUCCUUUCGUCUACGGUGCAGGCGCCAGCUCCUUCGAUGGCUUCCACGACGCUGUCUUCACGCGCAAGGCGGGCUGGGGCACACAUGAGGGUGGCAGCUGGGGCGGCGCACCCUUUGAUGCUGCUGAUGGUCCUCGCGGCACUAUGGCACCUCACCCUGACGGCCCGGCUGGUCACCAUGGACAUCACGCUACGCAUGGCAGCACGUCCAGCCGCAUGCAGAGGAAGCCGGUUGGACCUGUGUCUAAUGGCCGACAUGGUGAGCAGAUGGUCUAG